AUUGUACUACAUUCUUCUUAGCUGUCUCCCCACAACAUAACUUUGUAUCCAGCAUCAGUUUUUCUUCAAAGGACCAGAAAGUCUGUAUUGUAUUAUCAAAUAGUUGAUAUGUGUUUAAUGUACUUUUUUAAAGUGAAUCCCCAAAAGACUGGAAUGAUUAAACUGAAGUUACUUGUACACCGUUAAUUCAGCCCCCUGUAAAUAUUUAUUACAAUAUGGUACUAAACGUUAUGAUUGCAUAUUCUUUUUGUGGGCCCCUGCCUUGUUCAUUGUGCAGGUUGUACUCUGCACUGUGAAGGCCUAAUUCUGCUACUCUUACUCAUGUUGAGUAAUACCAUAUGACUUAAGCAUUGAUCUUAGUGAGUAAGAGUAGCAGAAUUGGACCCUGUGCAAAAGGUAUGUGACAUUUAUAUUUAAAUAGCUCACUGAAACAAGUGAAGUCAGGCUGUGUGUUUAUACAGUUGCUAUGUCUGUUGAUGCAACACUUACUUCCUCAAUGGCACUAAAACUUAUUCAAAUACUUUAAACUAAAUAACUUGUAGAUAUGAGCUUACUGUGUUGUUUUGAUCCUCUGCAAUGAGUUCACUCUUGCCUUAUUCCGUGUGCACCAGAGACCAAAUUUUGCUCCGUUACUUCAGUGUAAAUUUAAAACAUGGAAUUCAGCUUUACUUUGUAGCAGUGUUGACUGAUGAAGUGUCCGCAUAUAGAACCAGAAGACAAAGGGCCAGCAAAAAUUACAACAGUCAGACACACUUGACAGAAGGGAGUGAAAGUGCAGUUGGCAUAGCAGAUGUAUCGUCUUUGCUUCGACCAAGAAUAAGAGAGAGUCGACAGACAGAAUAUAGGCUCUCCAGUGCAAAAAGAGAUUUCAAAAGGAAUGAGUCAGAUGAUGGGGAGGAGGAGGAGGAGGAAGAUGAAGAGGAUGCUGAUGGUUACAGUGACAAUGAUGGGGAAAAUUAUAAGAAGACUAAUGUGUAUCAACCGCCAAGAGAUAAUGGAAGUGAUGUUUUGCAGCCGUCCCUCCUUCUCUCAAAGGAUACCCCAACAGUUGUACAAAAACAACCAGUGUUUAACCAGAAGAUGACAUUCAGGAGAUCAAGUGAAGCUGAAUCUCAAGUUCAACCCAAUAUGCUGAAGCAUUCGCAGCCUGCAGCCAAAAAGCCUGUUGGACAGUCCAGUGCAGGAUGUUUUAGGAUGUGCAUUUUGGUGUUAGCAGUAGCUUCUAUUACUAUUGUAUGGCAUGUCUGGAAGAAUCAAUCCUCCAAGACUUUGCCGAGGGAAGAAAUCAAAGUUGUGCAAGCAUUUGCGACCCAGAUGAAGAAACUUAAGAAUGUCUAUCCAAAUCAGGACCCAAGACUGUGGGAGAGAAUCCAAAUGUUCCUUGAGAAACGACUCAAUACCACCCAUCCUCACUCACAGCCUGCCAUCUUACUGCUCACAGCUGCUCAAGAAGCAGAAAAAUCUCUAAAGUGCUUAAGUAACCAGAUUGCUGAAGCUUAUUCCUCCUCCCUGAGUGCUGCCACAAUCAAGAUUGAUGGGGCUGGAAAAGCCACGCUGGAUAGCGACAAUGUCAAGCUGGAGGUAGAUAAUGAGCUAAGCUCUGGGUUCAAGGAAGGUAAAAAAGCAGCUGUGGUGCAUCGAUUUGAGUCUCUGCCUGCAGGCUCCACUUUGAUCUUCUACAAGUACUGUGACCAUGAAAAUGCAGCAUUUAAGGAUGUAACUCUUCUGCUAACUGUCCUUCUGGAUGAAGAGUCGCUGGGAAAGAACCUCAGCCUGCUGGAUGUUGAGGAGAAAGUGCGGGAUUUUCUCUGGGCCAAAUUCACCAAUUCAGACACUCCCAGCUCCUAUAAUCACAUGGACACAGAUAAGCUGAGUGGACUGUGGAGCCGCAUAUCCCACCUGGUCCUGCCUGUUUGGCCUGAAAAUGCUCUCCCUAAGGAGGGCUGCUUACAGAUGAAUUAAAUCUGAGACAUGGAAGGACAGAAAAUCGUGUUGUGCUGCCUGGGCAGCGCAGAAGUUAACUGCGGAGCUGAGGCAGCACAUGCUAUCCUCUCUGCAGAGCAAGGACUGGUGGGGUUAUUGCAUUUAAGGGAACUGGAGCUCUCUCUAGACAAUUGGAGAGCGUAAGUAUGGAGCACAGCUCUUAGGUUGGUCUCUCCUUAGUAACUUAUUGGGCCUAGUGCUCUGUAGGUAAAAAUGUCUUGCCCCAUUGUAGAGCCAUUCCUCUGUAUGUAAAGCUGGUCUUGUGUGCAGUAGACAAGCGUCUCUCUGAAACUUUUUUAGCAGUAGGUAGUACUGCCAUUGGGUAUGGCAAGAUAAUGGGAUCUAGCGGAUUCCACAGACUCAUCUCCAGUCUCCUCUACCUACUUCCAAUCUACCAGAAUUACAUUCCCCUCUAUUCUCAGAGGCUUAAUUUUAUUUAUUGGAGGUGGAGAUGGGGCUACAUGUAUCCAACCAUUGGCUUUCUUUCUCCAGCUGACCAUGGCCUUGGGUAUAAGUUGCCUCUUCAUGUUUCCUAGACUGGCUGAAUUGUAUAGAUGAUCUGGUUCAGGAGAGACUACUCAAAGCUGUUUUUGUUCUGUUUAGAUGAGCCUUCCUCCCCUCCCCCCAGUUUUGGAGGCUGGGGUGAAUGAGGUGCAAGUGAUUGCUCUGGACGUUAACACAUCAGUUAACAAAAUAACCCCUUAGUGCAUCUGCUCCCCAGAGCACCCAGGAAUCCUUUGUUCUGCAUCAAGUUUUAAGACUUACAAAUCUCAAGGAGGAAAUGUUAAAUGCUGUUCCAGUGUGUCCUAAAAAGGCCUCAUCAAACCCUUCUCAAAGGCCUAAGAUGUGUACGUUCUGAAUAGAUUAUUUUGGCUAGGUCCAAAGGUUUUAUUUGAAGAGUAUUUUUACAUCGAGAGGAUUUGUUUUAUUACUGUUGUAACCCUUGUCCCAAAUGACUCCCCAUUUGUCUGCAUAAAACCUGCUCCUUCCUACGUAAAUUUUAAGAAAAACAGACUUGAUAUGCAUGUUGACCAUAUUUUGAGUGCCUCAUGCCAAAAAUCCCUAAAAUUUACCACCGAUUAAAAAUCAUGUAUGUAUUUCUAUACCCACAGAAGAAUUGUCGUUCUUUCAUGCCUCUCUGCUGCCUAGUAUCUCAUCUUGGGUGUGUCUUGUUCCAGAUCCAUUCAGCUUUCUUGGAUUUGAAGGAGACACUGCUCAAAUUUAAGAUGCAUUUUCUUAUAAUAGCAGCCAGAUUGAUGGCACUCUAACACAUCCAUUACUCAAACUUCCCUUCUGUCUUGCUAUAAAGUCCUUAAAAAGGACUUAUCUGUAGGGGGUGAAAGGGCAGCUAAGUCCCCAUGCUGAGACUACCAGAAAAGACUCUCUUUUGUGAUCUGAAAUGGGCUGGAUUAAUGACUGGUGCAAGAAAACUCCAUAGACUUGGAGCUGUGACCACUUAUGCCAGUGGUGGAUUUGGCCCUUCUUUGAGAGCUGGAAACAGAUCACUAAUUUGUUUUGUGUAGAGGUAUUUAUACAGCAGAGAGACAUGGAAGUGUUGCCAUUUUGUAUAUGUAAGAACAGUUCAUGAAGAAAAGAGUUUUAAAUGUUAAAAACACUUCAUUGGACAAGUGUUUUUUAAAAUUGUAUGUUACUUUAUUAGUUGAAAAUGGCCAAUGAUUUGUAAAUAAUUUAAAGAAACUAUUUUAGUAACCAUUAGAAAUAAAUUUACCUGUUUUAUAACCUGUUCUAAGACUGCUGAUAGAAUUUUAAGAUGUGGUCAACUUUUUUUUUUUUUAAUACAGGCCAGCAUUUUCAAAUGUAGUUACCUCUGAAAAUCAGUCCACUUUGAUUUAGGUACUUGAAUGUAAACUUAGGUGCCUAAUUUUGGGCACCUAAACUUGACAACUUUGGCCAACGUCCUUGAAUUAUAUGCAAGUCCAGACAGAGCUGCUUGGAGAGGCGGAGGCUGGUCUACAGAGACACACCCCCCCCCCCACCAUCUGAGCUGUUAUAUAAAAUUCAUGAAAAUAAUCUUUGGCUAGCUGGGAGAAAGCUGCAUCACAUUCAUGUAGAUUGGGAAUGUCGCUGAGAACUUCUAAACUGGUGUUCUUGCAUCAAUUCUUACUAGGGACUCUGAAUCGGACAUAUUUAUUCUGAGUUGUAAACACGUUUGUCUGAGAUUUUUAACCUUGUUAACUGUCCUUUUCACCUCACCCAGACAGUAUGCAUUCAGGCUGAAAACAAGAAGUUGUUACCUGUAAUUGCAGUUUUUUUCAAGAUUGAGGGAAGAAUGAUGCAGUGUCUACUCUGCCACCUUGCAGACUACACUUCAGUUUCCAGUCUUUUUAGUAAUUGGUAUGAUGGAAGUAAUUCACAAGUGAUUUCUUACCUGUCUCAGCAUUUCCACGGAGGCCCAAGAGCUAGAAAACGGAAUAAUGCCCGCCAUUUAUAGGGCAUGUCACUGGAGGAUAUCAACAUGCUUUACAAGCAUUAAUUCAUUAAACUUCAUUCCACCAAGCAAUUAUACUUUUUUUCUUCUUACUUCAUGUACAUUUGAUGCUUGUGAAGUAUCAGUGACAGCCCUGGAGGUGGAGGUUCUCUUUUGUAUCACAGAAUAGUUACAGCACAGACCUCAGAAGUUCAGGUUUAUCUACAUUGUUCCAAGGUGCCCCAGCCAUGCACUGGAGAAAACACCCUUAGCUAGUGUAGUCUCCAUGACCAUCCUUGUCCUCUGUGAGACUGCAUCUGGGAGACUAAUGAGACUGUUGGACCAGGAAUACUAGUCCUAAUAGGCCACUGAACAGCUGUUGGAAUAAUCCCAUGAUCACAAUCAGUACAGAGCAGGCUUCAGUUUGUGACUUGGAGAUGAAAAGCUCUGUUCGUCUACCAAUAAUUACUUGAGCCACCCAGUUCCCUCAGAAGGGAGCUGAUUCUGAAGAGCUGAGUGUUUAGAAGAGCAAUUUUUUUCUGUCUCUGAAAGGGUAAAACGAAACUGGUUUAGUACAUACCUCUCUUACUCACUGAAGAUGUAAUGGAAUAUCAGAUAUUCUUUGGCUAGCUGGGAUAAAGCAGCAUCAUGUUACAUGUAUGUAAAAUGGAAUAUAGUUCCAGAUGUAGACUGCCGCUCUUAUCUCAGGGUGGGGAAAUAAAUGUAAAAGAGAAAAU
Molecule: messenger RNA, 5148 nt
Organism: Dermochelys coriacea (leatherback sea turtle)
Lineage: Eukaryota; Metazoa; Chordata; Testudines; Dermochelyidae
Product: torsin-1A-interacting protein 1-like
Exons: 8
Coding region: 577-1962 (461 amino acids)
Biological process (GO): nuclear membrane organization
Cellular component (GO): nuclear membrane
Molecular function (GO): ATPase activator activity
Source: RefSeq, a predicted model, not a curated record